CCGACACGCCGAGAAGAGAGAACCGAAAAACGCAACCUUUAACCAACUUUUCUCCCAAGGAAACUUCUCCACUUCUCUCCUCGCUUCCGCGCCGCCCGCCGCCGCCGCCUCCGACAUGGACACCACCAUCGGCUCGGUGCCGUCGGCGUCCGACGCGGCGUCGCCCCCGCCGGCUCCCGCCGCGGCGACCGCGCCGAGGGAGGCCACGCUGGGGCGGCACCUCGCGCGGCGCCUGGCGGAGGUCGGGGCGCGCGACGUCUUCACCGUGCCGGGGGACUUCAACCUCACGCUGCUCGACGAGCUCGAGGCCGAGCCCUGCGGGGUGCGCCUCGUCGGGUGCUGCAACGAGCUCAACGCCGCGUACGCCGCCGACGGGUACGCCCGCGCGCGCGGCGGCGGGGUCGGGGCCUGCGCCGUCACGUUCACCGUCGGUGGGCUCAGCGCCAUCAACGCCGUCGCCGGCGCGUUCAGCGAGAACCUGCCCGUGGUGUGCAUCGUUGGGGGGCCCAACAGCAACGACUACGGGAGCAACCGCAUCCUGCAUCACACCAUCGGGUUGCCUGAUUUCACGCAGGAGCUCAGGUGCUUCCAGACUGUCACUUGCUAUCAGGCCGUGGUGAAUAACUUGGAGGAUGCACAUGAGCAGAUUGACACAGCCAUCUCCACUGCAAUUAGGGAAAGCAAGCCUGUUUACAUAAGCAUCAGCUGCAACCUCCCUUCUAUCCCACAUCCCACAUUUAGCCGCCAUCCUGUCCCUUUCUUCCUUUCCCCAAGACUAUCAAACCAGAUGAACCUUGAGGCAGCAGUGGAAACUGCUGCAGCUUUCUUGAACAAAUCAGUUAAGCCAGUCCUCGUUGGUGGACCAAAAAUGAGGGUAGCCAAAGCAUGCAAAUCCUUUGUAGAGCUAGCUGAUGCCUGUGGUUAUCCUGUUGCAGUCAUGCCAUCUGCGAAGGGUCUUGUGCCAGAGCACCAUCCUAGGUUUAUCGGCACAUACUGGGGUGCUGUGAGCACUCCGUUCUGUGCUGAGAUCGUUGAGUCAGCUGAUGCAUAUCUAUUUGCUGGCCCAAUCUUUAAUGACUACAGCUCGGUUGGAUAUUCACUCCUCCUCAAGAAGGAGAAGGCCAUCAUCGUCCAGCCAGAUCGGGUGGUGAUCGGGCAUGGACCUGCAUUUGGGUGUGUUCUGAUGAAGGACUUCCUGCAUGCGCUUUCAGCACGGCUGAAGAAGAACACAGCUGCAUAUGAGAAUUAUCGUCGGAUUUAUGUGCCUCCAGGUGAACCUCCUUUGUCUGAGCCGGAAGAGCCAUUGAGAGUGAACAUACUUUUCCAGCAUAUUCAGAAAAUGUUGUCAGCCAACUCGGCUGUCAUUGCUGAGACCGGAGACUCUUGGUUUAAUUGCCAGAAGCUGAAGCUACCAGAAGGCUGUGGGUACGAAUUUCAAAUGCAAUAUGGAUCAAUUGGUUGGUCAGUGGGUGCAACCCUGGGAUAUGCACAGGCUGCUAAGGAUAAGCGUGUCAUUGCAUGCAUCGGAGAUGGAAGCUUUCAGGUAACAGCACAAGAAGUGUCGACAAUGCUUCGUUGGGGGCAGAAAAGUAUCAUAUUUCUCAUAAACAAUGGAGGGUACACCAUCGAGGUGGAGAUCCAUGACGGUCCUUACAAUGUCAUCAAGAAUUGGAACUACACCGGUGUGGUGGAAGCGUUCCAUAAUGGCGAGGGGAAGUGCUAUACGGCUAAGGUCCGAACUGAGGAGGAGCUGAAAGAAGCAAUUGAGGAAGCUCAGGGGCCUAAGAAGGACUGCUUGUGCUUCAUAGAGGUCAUUGUACACAAGGAUGACACCAGUAAGGAGCUUCUUGAGUGGGGCUCCAGAGUUUCCGCUGCAAAUAGUCGCCCACCGAAUCCUCAGUGAGUACGUCAGGUCUCCUACUUGUGAUGUUUUGAGUAGGAGAAUGUCAGGGGUCUCAAUAAACUGUGCAUGUAAUUAACCGCUGUUGUAAGUGUUCAUGGUUCCUUCAUAGAAAUGAUUUCAGACACGGAUGCCUGUAUUGUUGUUGUUAAUAAAUCUGAAAUCGAUUUUGUU
This is a messenger RNA of Oryza brachyantha (malo sina), 2074 nucleotides long. RefSeq names its product pyruvate decarboxylase 2-like. The transcript has 6 exons. The record is from RefSeq and is a predicted model, not a curated record. Lineage: Eukaryota; Viridiplantae; Streptophyta; Magnoliopsida; Poales; Poaceae. Bases 116 to 1903 code for a protein of 595 amino acids. Gene Ontology annotation, molecular function: carboxy-lyase activity; thiamine pyrophosphate binding; magnesium ion binding.